Molecule: messenger RNA, 2130 nt
Organism: Ustilago hordei
Lineage: Eukaryota; Fungi; Basidiomycota; Ustilaginomycetes; Ustilaginales; Ustilaginaceae
Exons: 1
Coding region: 1-2130 (709 amino acids)
Biological process (GO): GPI anchor biosynthetic process
Cellular component (GO): endoplasmic reticulum membrane
Molecular function (GO): alpha-1,2-mannosyltransferase activity
Source: RefSeq, a predicted model, not a curated record
AUGUGUUGCAGGUCACAGCGAAACGGCGCGAAACUCUGGAUAUCAAGGAUACCGUUCGCACACAUCAGCUCGCCCUUGAGCGUCUUUAGCCUGCGCACAGCAUGCGGGCGGAUCUACCUGGCACUCUUCCUACUCCGCUGCUACAGUGCCUUCUUUGGCUACGGCUACAUCCAUCCCGAUGAAUGGAUGCAAUCAGGCGAGCCUUACUUUGGCUUCACGCUACCCAGCAUCGAUGCAAGGGUACCCUGGGAAUGGUGGCCCAACAAUGCCCUGCGCUCCAUCUCGGCUCUCCAAAUACAGUAUCUCGGUGUCGGAUGGGUCAAAGUUCUAAUAAAGGAGCUUCGUGCACCUACUGGAUAUGACCUCUUUCUCGUACAACGACUCAGCUCAAUGCUCUGGACAGUCUAUACCGACAUCCUAGUGACGUUCGUUUUUCCUCCCAAAACCGCUCGGUACAUGCUUUGUCUCUUUGGCAUCUCCACCGCAGCGACAACCUUCCUGGUACGGCCUUUCAGCAACUCCAUCGAAGCGCACCAGCUGGUGCUUUGCUUCUUGCAGGUCGUCAUCUUCUACCGGAACCGCACCUGGUACAGGCAAGGCGGCUUGACUGGAUCGCACUGGGGCGUCCUCACCGGUCUUAUUGCUGCAGAUGGCUUCUUUUCCCGCUUCACAUUCGCGAUCUUUGCCUUGCCAUUGGGUGCAUUUUUCGGGCUCAACCACAUCCGCAUCGCUGCUGAGGGGUACAUACGACCAGCAUUAAGGUCUAUGGCUGUCGCGAUCGCAUCCCUCCUGUUCUUUGCGUAUCAGCACGUCCAUUCAGAGACCCGCUUCUACACACAGGGAGGUGAAAAUGAUGGGGUCCAGGUGGCAACGCUCUGGGGGACGAGAUGGAUAAUUCCCCCAAUCAAUGCGCUACUGUACAAUCUCAAGACUGAGAACGUGGCUCAGCAUGGACUUCAUCCGAGAUGGUUGCAUGCGGUCGUGAACUUGCCGAUGAUGAUCGGCGUUGCAAAUAUCAUUGUGCUCUUCAUCCAUGGGCUGCACUUUGUGCGUGGCGUGCUGUCAGAUUCAGCUAAGGUCUCGCCUAUAAGUAAGACUGACGUUGCGUCAUCGUCAAAAGGAGAUGAAGAUCGCGCUGCGCGUGACACCACGACGAAAGAGGAAGAAGACGAGCGUCGGGCCGUCGAAGAGUCCAUCAAGACUGCCACGGCAAAGUGCAAGCCAGCGACAGAGGCAUCAACAGAGCCUGAAGUCAGCUCCAGCAAAGCAGCAACGAUGUCGGCAUCAGACCCUGCAACCGCCGAAGCGAGAGAAGAAGUAGUAGAAUACGUAGACAUCGAGCCUGUCGCUGUUAGCCUCUCCUUCGCCAUCAUCAUCUUCUCCCUUCUCGUCCUCUCUAUCUCACCCCACCAAGAAGCUCGCUUCCUCCUUCCUCUCGCCUUUCCCUCAACCGUCAUCUUCGCAUAUGCCCUUCAACACCCCUACUUCACUCUCCGCCCGAAAUUCACUGGUAUCCUCUUAUCGCUCCACGUCAUCCAACACGUCCUUCAACUAGUCCUCUUCUCGUUCCUCCACCAGGCUGGUCUCUUACCCGCCCUAUUCUCCAUCGACCGCUCCAUCUCUCGCCUGCCCACCGAUGGCUAUCCCCUCUUCGAUCGAUACGAACAUCAUCUUCUCUAUCGUACAUUCACUGUUCCCUUCCACUUGAUCCCGAGCAAAGGCAGAGGAAUGUACCCCAGGGUGGAAGAUUACGACUCGUCAAACAGCCCAGCUUAUGUUAUGAGGAUGGCGAGCAUAGCGUGCAACCACACGACGCUGUACGCGCCAGCUUGGGUGGUUCGGGAUCUGAAUUCACAGGCGAUAUGGCAAGGGCGAGUGGAAUUGUGGAGCACAAGCAAGUUUGGGUGGCAUGUCGACAUGGAUCAUCUGCCAGAGACUUGGGAAGCGGUGAAGGAGGUCGGGUGGAAAGAGGCUUUCACAAUACAGAAGCUGGAGAUUAGAUGCAAAUCGUACCCUGACGCAGAGGGAGUGACGAGAGAAGAUGACCAGGUGAUAAAGAAGCAGAUGAAGGAAGAUCCUCAGCAGCAACAGCCGCACGAGGAGGAAGAGCGGCUACAUAUAGAUCUGUAG